AUGUUGGGAAAAAAGAAGGGUCACUGGCAGUUGCUGAUAAUUCUUCCUCAGAAGUUUGUUGUGGUUCUUUUGUGUUCAUUACACAAGAAGCCUAACACUUUGAAAAUUAAAAGUACUUUACAAGCAGCGGUUGAGGCUCAUUCUAGGUUGCAGGGACAACAAAUCACUUCUAGAAAGAAGUUGCAAUUCAUUGCGCCAACUUGCUCACGUCAACCGGGAAGCUAUGAGUGUGGAUAUUAUACCAUGAGGCACAUGCAUAGAAUCAUAUCCGCAAACAUUGUUGACUCAUGGGAUAUGAUUUUCAAUGACACAUCUCCAAUGGAUCAAGGAGUCUUGAAGGAAGUUCGUGAGCAGUGGGCUUCGUUUCUUUUGAGUGUUUAUAUAAAAUGAUGUUAGGUGUUUUAU
Molecule: messenger RNA, 405 nt
Organism: Vigna unguiculata (cowpea)
Lineage: Eukaryota; Viridiplantae; Streptophyta; Magnoliopsida; Fabales; Fabaceae
Biological process (GO): proteolysis
Molecular function (GO): cysteine-type peptidase activity
Source: RefSeq, a predicted model, not a curated record